Molecule: messenger RNA, 3464 nt
Organism: Cucurbitaria berberidis CBS 394.84
Lineage: Eukaryota; Fungi; Ascomycota; Dothideomycetes; Pleosporales; Cucurbitariaceae
Product: Ark1/Prk1 family protein kinase Ppk30
Exons: 3
Coding region: 122-3238 (1038 amino acids)
Biological process (GO): actin cortical patch assembly; protein autophosphorylation; actin filament organization
Cellular component (GO): cytoplasm
Molecular function (GO): protein serine/threonine kinase activity; ATP binding
Source: RefSeq, a predicted model, not a curated record
CGCCGCCAUCAACACCUCCAUUACGCCUAUUUCCUAGUCCCCGACUUCCUCCUUCAUCUUGAUGCGCCGAAUCUAGCCUGCUCGCCAUCCUGCACCGCAGCAGGCUUCCACACCGCCCGCAAUGCCCUCCGCUCCCUAUGCACCCUCCGCCGCCCUCCACAUGGCCCAGCAAGCCGCAUACCGUGCCCCGGCACCCAUCGCCGUCUCCAAUGCUCCGCCAGGCACCUUCACUCACGGGACAAAGGUCCAGGUCGGCAGUCACCGUGUCACCAUCGAGAAGUACCUCUCCGAGGGCGGCUUCGCACACGUCUACCUAGUCCGCGUCCCAAAGUCCGAUGGCCGCGCAUCAGAGACAGCUGUGUUGAAGAGAGUGGCUGUACCUGACAAGGAUGCUCUGGCAAACAUGCGGACCGAGGUCGAGACUAUGAAGAAGCUCAAAGGGCAUAGCAAGAUUGUCGUCUACAUGGACUCGCAUGCUUCGCAACUGAAGGGUGGGGGCUACGAGGUCUUUCUGCUCAUGGAAUACUGCUCAGGAGGAGGACUGAUCGACUUUAUGAACACACGCCUGCAGCAUAGGUUGACCGAGCCUGAGAUCCUGCACAUCUUCUCCGAUGUUGCCGAGGGUGUUGCGACCAUGCACUACCUCAAGCCUCCGCUACUCCACCGCGACCUCAAAGUCGAGAACGUUCUGAUCACUACGGUUUCGAACAACAAGAUCUACAAGCUCUGCGAUUUUGGCUCUACUGCACCCCCGAGGCCUGCCGCUACUACUGCCGCCGAGGGGAGACUGAUCGAGGACGAUGUCCAACGACAUACCACGUUGCAGUACCGGAGUCCCGAGAUGAUCGAUGUCUACCGGAAACAGCCAAUAGAUGAGAAGAGCGAUAUAUGGGCGCUGGGCGUACUUCUGUACAAGCUGUGCUACUAUACCACACCAUUCGAAGAGGUGGGGCAGAUGGCCAUUCUGAAUGCCACCUUCAAAUACCCCUCGUAUCCACAGUUCUCCGACAGACUGAAGAAGCUUAUAGGGUGGAUGUUGCGAGAAUCUCCCCAGCAUCGACCAAAUAUCUACCAAGUAGUUGCCGAAGUCUGCUCCAUGCGCCACCGAGCCGUUCCUAUCAAAGAUAUAUACUCCGGUCGAACUGAGUCGGAAGCGCGAAGAAAUCAGCAAUUACCACCUACCGAGCCCCAAGUGUCCUCGCCUCCAAUCAUAGGUUUACAGAAAGUCGCCCCUGUCAAGCAGGUACAACAAAUACCGGAAAUCACGCCUAUGAGGAGAGGUAGACCAACAGGGCCAGCCCAGACACCAGCCGCAAAACCAAGUCCUUCUCCAAUGCGAGGCACAUCAUCAGACCCGUUUGCGGCUCUUGACUCUCAGGACGUUCAAGUUCGCCGGGCUGCAGCUGACGAGCUCGCGGCGCGUUUCCCCUCCCUGGAUGAGUUUUCGUUGCUACAUGAUCGGGGUCAAAAGUUCGAGUUUGGGCAGAUGCCCUCGCCCUCGGACCCUGUCCUCACAAAGCGAGUCACAGAUGCCCUAGCUGACGAUGCCUUUGCCUUGUCUCCAGCCACCAAAGUGGAAUCUGCGCCUACACCAAAGCCCUCGUCCAAGCUACCCUCAGCAAGUGUUUCAAGGUCCACUUCUGUCAAGCAACCAAGAUCCUACGAACCCAAGGACAGCCCGAGGACGUCAAAUCCAACCAUACAACAACCAAUCCCACAACACGUAAAUAUGGUGUCUACUGGUGUACAGACAUCGCCCCGUUCGUCUCCUGCUCCACCCCAGCAGAAAUUCCCAGAUGUCAAUAAACCGCCUGUCUGGAAGGUCCCCAUAUCCUCUCACCACAAUCGGGCAUACAGUCAGCCACGCGCGCUCGAAAAGGCGCAAGGAAGCCCUUCCCUGAAACCCGAGUUCGCGCUGCCUGCACGACCAUCACUAGACUCGAGAUCAAAAUCUCAGUUGUCAAAUCUCAGCAUACCCAAGUCGCCAGCAUCUUCCCGGCCCUCUUUAGAAAGCCAGCGCCCCUCUGCUUUGGACCUUGGGUACACCAUUGACCGCUCAAAGUCUGCAAACUCCAAUGCCCGACCCGUCAGCAUGCAUGUUGCGUCAAACCUCGACUAUCUCCGCGAUCGCGAAAUGGCUCCGGGCCGCAGUUUCGAUGCGCCCUCGUUGCAGCGUCGCUUAACCUCGACUGCCAUCGACGAUUCCGAGCCUGAACCCGAGGAGAAGAACAUUAGGUCGAGCGUUGACUUUCUUCGGACGAUAGAAAAGGAAGAUCCCAGCCACAAGCACAAUCAUCGCCGCAGCAGUUCGCAGUCUAAGAAUGCUAAGCGGGGAAGCAUAACCAAUAUUGUCAAGGGCAGGUUCGGUGAUGCUUUCCGCCGUUUCGAGACGAACAAGACGCCGGAGCACGAGCGCGAUCCGCCGCCCUUCUCGCCGACAGACGUCGAUCCACGAGGAACCAACGCACUAACGCCAAUUGCGGGUUCCGAAGCAACAGGCGGUCUCAGCGACGACGAUCGCAGUGCAAUAGACGAGACACAAGAAUUAUCCCCCGAGCUACGCCGAGAGCUCGAGAAGCGAAAGCUAGAAGACGAAGAGCGCCGUGUCGAAGCUGCAGCCGCAGAGUAUAAGCAGCGAGUCGCUCAGCAAGGGCAAGGGAAACCCAAAGUGGGCCCAUCAAAAGCUUCAACCAUUCAAAACCGCGUCAAGAAUCUACUUGACGAAAGCAAAAAGCCAGUACCAGGGAGCAAGACCGCAGAAGGAUAUGGAAAGUACACUGACACGGGCAAGCCAUUGCCAACACGGCCACAAGACCAAUCCGGUAUGCGACAGGCUCCCGCCAUUGCACGCAAACCAGUCAAUGUGAGCUCUACUCCACAACAACAAGAUCUGCUGUAUGCCAAACCUUCUUCUAUCCGGCCAAACAUGCCCCCUCCUAUCCCCUCGUCCUCCGCACCGCCUACCAUCAACCCGCGCAACCCCUCCGGCCCACCCCCGCGCGCACCCAAGCCAAAGGCAUUGCAGACAGGCGGCUCAGCAGUCAGCGUUUCCGGCUCGCCGAUCAAAGCCAGCCCCGUUGUCAAGGAUAAGCCACUACCGGCUAUUGCGCCCGGCGAAGGCAGUACUGCAAGUGGCGAAGACUGGGACAUGGAAACUUUUAGUAAACGCUAUCCAAGCCUGAGUGGGCUAGAGAUGGUGGAGACGGAGAUUCCGCGAGGGAGGGUGAGGGAUGUGUAAAGCGCACUUGGUGUUGUUGCUGAAUGUAAGCGUGCAUGCAUGUGGUAUACUGAGAAGGGAAGGAAUCUUGACGGCAGAUGAGCUGUUUGGUUCAGCUGAGCAGUUUUGUAGAGCAUCUACGACAAUGCAUAGAAGCGCUUUUUUGUGCAACCACAUAUAUAGAUAUUUAAGCAAAGCAUGCAUGUAUACAGCAGCUUGCAAUAAAUACCGUAAAGGAACGUUCGCU